Bacillus rossius redtenbacheri is the source of this 7834-nucleotide messenger RNA. RefSeq names its product ribosome quality control complex subunit TCF25 (gene Nulp1). Gene Ontology annotation, cellular component: RQC complex. The record is from RefSeq and is a predicted model, not a curated record. The coding region runs from base 1258 to 3024 and encodes 588 amino acids. The transcript has 7 exons. Lineage: Eukaryota; Metazoa; Arthropoda; Insecta; Phasmatodea; Bacillidae.
UUCGCGUGCAGCAAUUACUGGUUAUAAUUUACGCAUCCCGCGAUUUCUGCGGGCACGAACAUUUUUGUGCUGUAUACAUUGCUAUCCCGCGAUUUUCCCGUCCAAGCUAUCUGUGCUGCUUCCUUGACUUAGUUGAAUAUUUUCCCGCUAGAUGUCGCACAGUUCUUCGCCUAUAGUUGUUCAUUUCCUUGCUAGAUGGGACUGUGUAUUCAGGUUUUAUAGACGACUCGGGAAGAAAUAAACGCGCCAAAUUGUUUGUCUAUUAUUUCAUGUGUACAGGUGCUUUAUUUUCAAGUGAACCGUGAAUUCUUUUCAAUCAUUUUCAUCGUAUUGAAUCCUAUUUGUGUUAUGAAAUACUAACAAAAUUCACAAAUUUUUGUUUUGAGGUAAGUUUUAUGCUUUUUAGUUAUUUACAACUGCUGUAAUAAUGGUUCAGUAAAAUGUGUAUGUUUUGUCAUCAAUAUAAAUUGUACAUGAAGAAUAUGUAUGAUUUUAUAUAUAAAACUACUUAUAAAAUUUUCAUCUUUUCUUUUUGAAGUGUAAAUUUCUCAGUUUUGAUUGCAAAAUUGAGUAUGUGUUUUCAUAUAUUACAUUAGGAUUUUUGUAAUUUUGCUUCGAAUCUUGUACUUGCAAAUUACAAACUUCGGUCACUAUUACCGUAGUAAAAAAAAAUAUUCGCUCAGAUUGGAAAUUACAAAUAGCAAAUUCCUAAUUCAAUUGGAACAUGACCAGUGCAUUUGAAGUAUGAAUUUUCAUAUAAAUCUUCUAAUAAUAUUUAUUGAUGCGUCUGGUGCUACAUGAAUCUGUGGCAUAUUCAAAUUAGCACUUUGUCACGUGACUCAGUUUUGUUUUCAAUCUCAAUGACGUAAUUUCGUAUAUUGUUUUUGUCAGCUUCGAAAAAUACAAAUUACAAAUUCUGGGAAUAAACAAAUAACAAACAAAUGGUUCAGAUUGUAAGUGUGUGUUUUAUUUAUACUCUUUCCGUGUAGUAUGAAAUUUUUGACAUGUGCUGAAACAAACAUAAUAGAUACUUGUACAUAGGAAAAUUCUUACGAAACAUCAUUGUUUUAUUAUUUUUUAUCCAUUACUUCAUGAUAUUCACCUUCAAUAUUGUAAAUGUUUGUUGCAGAAAUUGUGCAAAAUGUGCUUCAUUAUCUGAAAUAGACUAUAUUAUAUCACAAUAAUCAGCUAUCAAAGGCAAGAUGUUCUUUGAAGCAUAUAUCAAAAAAAACUUUUCCCCUGUGUGAAACAAAUUGCAUGUUAAUGUUUUUCUUUAGUAAAUUUUCAUUUAUAGAGUACUAUGUCUGGAUUUAUUUCCAGAAAUCAUGCCGUGAGAUGGCUUCGAGUAGCAGAAAAAAUUUGAAGGACAGAAAUGAAACUGAUGGUGAAUCUGAUGACGAUAGUGAUUAUGUGCCUUGCUCCAAUGAAAAUGAUUCAGAUGCGGAUUCUGUCGACUUGGGUAGUGGUAGUGAUAGUAGUGACGAUUCAUCUAACAUUUCGGUUUCAAGUGCAGAUUUACUACUUCAAGAGAGUAGAGUGUGGUGUGAUGUGGACAUGCAGAACAUCCCUCCAGCACCACCAAGAUUUCUUUUUACAGGUUUGAGCAUGAAGUGCACGUCAGUAUCACCCAGUGGCAUAAUGAACUUUGACUAUGAGCACAGUGCUUUCUACCAGAAGAUACAGCUCAAGUUCUUUGAAGCUGUUGACAGUUACCAUCCCGAGAAUGUCGUGGCGGUGAGCCACAAGCACCCCUACCACGUGGACACGCUGAUACAGCUAUCGGACCUGUGCAAGCUGAGCGAAGACCUGCAGAUGGCCGCAGAGCUGAACGAGCGGGCGCUCUACUGCCUGGAGAGUGCCUUCCAUGCCAACUUCAACCCCACCACUGGCAGGUGCCGCCUCGACUACCGUCGCCAGGAGAACAGGGCGCUGUACGUGGCCCUGUUCAAACACGUGAUGUUCGUGGCCCAGCGCGGCUGCCUCCGCACGGCCCUCGAACUGAGCAAGCUCCUGCUGUCGCUGGACCCAGAGGGAGAUCCCAUGGGUGUACUGCUAUGCAUCGACCUGUUCGCACUGCGCUCGCAUGCCCACCAGUGGCUGGUCGACUUGUACCGCCUGUGGGAGCCGUCCCGCAACCUGUCCCAGCUGCCCAACCAUGCCUUCUCUGUGGCCAUGGCGCAGUUCCGUCUGGGAGCGCACUCCCACGCUGAUGCCCUGCUGCAGAACGCACUGCUCAUGUUCCCCGGGGUGCUGCCCCUGCUUCUGGACAAGUGCUCCGUGGAGGCGGCAGGGAGGAUCGCCAAGCAUCGCUUCUUCCGGCCCGAUGCCUCGGACAGCCAGUCGUUGAUGCAGUUGAUGCAGCUGUUUGUGCAUCGCAACCAUCUGCUGUGGAAGGAGCGCGCCGUGCUGGAUUGGCUGAUGGAGUGUGCGUCGCGGGUUGUGGAGCGUGUGGAUGCAGACGACCCCCUUGCUGCCGAGUGCUGUGCCAAAAGAGAGCUGCGCUACGUGGGCACGCCCCGCAAUGUGUUGCGGCACAUCUUGCUGUCCGACAUCAAGGAAGUUCAUCUCGUGCUGCCAGAGGUAGUGCAGGGUGGGGUGCUGGGCUUCGACCCUCUGCCGCCACUCGACUCGAAGGACCUGUACAGUCGUGUGGAGCGUCCCCGGCCACAGGACAAUGGCGGUGGUACCAACACCAGCACCGUGCUGGCCACCUUCUUCCGCUCUCUCAUGCCCACUUUCACCGUGGAGCAGCACGGCCAACGCGAAUACGACAUGGUCAUCCAGCCCGGCCACGGGGCGGAGGUGGUGGCGGAGGGAGGCGGAGGGGCAGCUGCCCUGGAGUUGCAGCAGAGCGUCACUUCACUGGUGGACGCCAUGCGCGACCUGCUGUCCAACGUGCGCUUGCCGCAGACCUCGCCUCCCGCCACCCUCCAUCAGCCCGCCGGCUCUGACUACGAGUCGGACGACUCGGGGGGUGAGGACUUCCGCUACUUCCACACCUUCGAUGACGACGAGCAACACUGAGGCUUUCACUGUCACCAUUUCUAGAAGGCACCAAGAUGAUUUCAGAAUUAUUAUAGAUCAGGAGUCAUGUCUUUGCAUCUUGCCAUACAUACAUCAUCCAAGUAAACUUAUUAUAAAUAUGUUCAAUCAAAGUCCUAUUCUUAAAAUAAUCGACUUUCUUUCGACCUCUACUGAAAAAUCUUGACAAACAAUCUGAUUUAUCCUGUUUUCUGUAACACCACAGAACUGUUGUUUUGAAAUCCCUGGUGAAAGUUUUGGCUUGAAAUUCAUUCUUAUGUUUAUUUCAAUGAAGCAAGUGCUCAGAAAUAUUUUGUCUGGUAAUUCCUCUACUGAAAAAAAAUUAGUGAGUGGGUUUAUUUAGCUCACGUCAGCCACUGAUCUGAUUUAAGAAACUGAGCGUAAGAACGAAAAAUUUUAUUUUAGUUGUUGGGUCCCAAAAAUAUAUGUCACUGCCAACUGCCUUCAGUCACCUCAAUAAAAUGUUUUGAAUGGACUGUCAAAGUUUAAACAAAUUUCAGAGUUUGUGAAAGUUUGUUUUCAAUACAAUGAUGGUUAAAAUGGAUGGUUGAGUCUCUACUUGAGAGAGUCUCUACUUGAGAAGAAAAAAAUAAAUUCAAAUUCCUAAAGUUACUUUAAGCACAAAUUUAUUUCAAUAAAUUAUGUACUGAAAUUGUUCAUGAUUAGAAGAGACUUAAAUAAAAAUCUCAGACUUAAGCUUCAAACAAGUUCGUAAAACUUUAAUUAUUGGCUGAAACACAUGUUUUGUAAAUUAAACAUUUCUAAACAUACAAAAAAUAGUCAAAAAAAAAUUUGAGUCUAAAUUUAAUUCAAAGUAUACUAUUAGAAGUAAAAAAAUUUCAGGGAUUAAAAAUUAUUAACAUUUUUUAAUAACUUUUUAUUUUUAUCCCUAUUUUUGUAAAGAUACUGGUACGUAUAUUGUUUUGUAAUUACCAGUUGAAAGUGAUGGUUACAUGUUAACGCUUAGUCUGUUUCUUUCCAAGUCUGUGUCCCAGACCGAUUGGGCAUGAACGACAAUUCCUAUGGCACAAUAAGAAUGCUUACUCAAACCUUAAAAUAGAGAAUGAAAUAAUGCCACCUCUAUGGGUUUCCAUCUCUGUUAAAUGUAGGCUUGGUCAAUAGGAACACUGCUCGGAUGAAGCAGUGUUCCAAAGCCAUAUUUAUGGAUGACUCUAUUUUUGGCGUAUUUAUCAGGUUAUACAUCAAAGUUAUGUAUUCCAAAGAGAGAGCUCACAGAAAUAAUGAGUGUUUCUUGGGAAAUUUUGACAUAACUAUUUUUACCCCUUUAAUAAUAUCUUAAGAAGGGUUAACUGCAUAUGGAUUAGUCAUCUUUAAAAUCCAUUUUAUAGAGAAUGUCAUACUUCCAAAUAUUUUUUUUUAUAAUUUUAUUUGUGAGAUACCCAGUGUGUUAUCGCACUGUUUGAAUAUUACCUCAAUCAAUCACUGUGACAUACUUCUGUUGGCGGCUGCACAUAGCUGUCUAAUUUUUACUCUCUCAUUAGUCAUUUUAGCUAAGCUCUUAUUGUUAAUUGUUCAACUGCCAGAACAUGCAUACUUGUUAGAACCUCAAUAUUCAUUUUUUAAAAAGCUCACAUUUUUCCAUAAGCAGUAAAAGAGAUGAGACCUGUUUCAUGCACCAGGUGUGUGCUAGGCAUAGUGAGACUCAGUUGGUCUCUGACGUGACCUAAAAUCUUUCUGCAUUGAUUGUAGCAACUCACUCAUACAACUUUACACUGCUACAAAAUUUUAUUCGGUUUUGAUAUUAAGUUUUCAUUAUGUUUGUAGAAAUCAAUAGUGGUAUCAGAAUUAGAGAAAUUGUAAGUGUAAGUUGCUGUAAAGAAAGUCACAUUGGUAUAGAUGACUAGUGUUUUUGAAUGUGUAAUUCAAAUCUGAAAUUUGCCCAUUAAGUAAAAAAUAAGUUAUGAUCCUGAAGUUUUAUUUAAUUCAAAUUUUUGAUUACUUUUAUCCACUUUAUAUACAGUAAAACCCUGCUAAGAAGUUUUUCAAGGGACUGGAUGCUUAAAAGGGAAAAGUAAUUUCCAACGUAAAAAUCUAUUUUACUCAAAUGCACUUACUAUCAUUGGCAUGCUGGAAUAACGGAAUAACUAAUGACAUAUUUUUUAUCAGUAAAUUGAAUUAUUAAAACUGUAUUUAAUUUAAUAAGCACAUUAAAAUUAGUAUUAUCAAAACACUAGCAAAAAAAGCAAUAACUAACAUUUAUUAUUUUAAGAAAUAUACGCAAAUAAUUCAAAGAAAGUAAUAGCUGGCGGUAUAUGGUUUACUUUGUUUUCGUCACGUGACUUCAAUUGGAAAAUUGGUGUACUGAUGGAACAGCCUCUAGUCCCUGAGAAUGCAAGCAGGUGAUUGGUCGUGCGGCGUGCGGCACAGGUUUCGAAGAUUGUUGGCGUUUCUCAUUCGUCAGUUAAGCCACGAAUGGGGAAAAUGUUCUGCAAGUGGAACAGCCUCUCAGACCAAACAAACGCAGGCAUAUGAUUCGUCGAAAUAUACACAAGUAACAGCGUGUGGCGUGCGGCGCAGGUUUCGACGAUCGUGCACGUUUCUCAUUUGUCACUCGAAAUGGCUCACAGAUAGAACAGCGUGUGGCGUCAGGCGCAGAUUUUUCGACGGUCUUGUUCUGUUCAAAUUAACUACCGUAUUGGCCCGAAUAUAAGGCGACCUGCAGUUUCAGGAGGCCAAACAAAAGUAAAAAUAAUUUUGGUAGAAUUUAAUGUGAAAAUUCAUGAGACAUACGUUUUGUGUUGAUAAACCCUUUUUGCAUUUAUAUAUACCGCAUUUAACUUUCCGUUUCACUUAAGCUACGUAUUAAUAUAUUUAGUAGUGUGUUAAACGUAACAAAGCAAACAAAGAAUGCAACUUGCCGGAACAAAACAAGUGGCUAGCUGCCAUGGUGAAGCAUACGGCCAUGAAUAACUUUGGUGACGUGACCACGAAUAUUUGUUCAUAUUACUCUCUGACAGAGAGUCUCUGUCCUAUGAAUUUUAAAGAAUAAUCUAUGAUAAUUAUGUUGUUUGAAAUGUUUUUACAUAAAUAAAGAGUGGAUUACUGUGAAAUUAUUAAAAUAGCUUUUGAAGCAACGUACCAAAUUCCUGUAAAUAUGGUGUCUUCGUGCGUGUUCGGCAAUGUUCAUUUUACAACAAACAAAUAUUGUGGAAAGACAGUUGGCAGCCGUAAAUUUCCAAACAUUACAUCCGAAAUGUUCAUAACAUUUUCUGUUUGUAAACGUAAACAAUUGUUCUGAAAAUAGUUGUGAUAUUUUAGUACAAAUAUUUCCGUUAAAAAUCUGAAAUUAAAUUACUGUAAAUGUUAACACGCGAUUGUACACAAAGUACAAAUAUGAAUUUUGUAAUAAAAGGUUGCCAUUUUGAGAUGCUUCAACAUUCACAUUUUUACUCAAGAACAAAUAUUUUAAUUUUCAACUUUAAACAAUUGUGAAUUACUGCAAUAUUGGGUGGAUUUAUCGUUUUCCCCGUGUGAGGUAACGAAGUUUUAGUUAAUAUAAAAAAUCGUGAACAUUUUGUUUAACAAUGUUUCUACUGUAGCUUUCAGCUUGGAACUAAUGUUUGCGGUGCUGACGUCUUGGGUGCGAAAAUAAGGCGUCUCGCAAUUUUCGCAUCUCGUUUAUGUAAAAAUGGCCGCCUUAUAUUCGGACCAAUGCGGUAUUAAAGGUUUGGAAAUAUGUAAAUUUUUAAAAUUAACGUUAAAAAUUGUUCAAAAGCUUAAAGAUAAACGAUAUUAUUUUAUUUUUUUCCCACAAACGCUGAACGUUAUAUGCGGGAAGCAAAUAUAAAGACAAACGUUAUGAAAGGGAAAUAUUAACAUAGGGAUAUAUGGAAGUGAUCAAGGGAAUAAUUUUUUGAACUUAAUAAACGGGAAAACGUGUUACGCAGGAACGUCUUAAGUGAGUUUUACUGUAUAUAGAAGUGAGUCAUUGUUAUCGUAGGAUAGUUUUUUUUAACAGCAUAUCUUUUGAUCUUUUUUAAAACUUUUAAAAUAAUCAUAUUUAUUUAUUAAAAUUAAUCCUGCAACAUCCAUCUAUCCAUGCAAAUUAAAUUAUUUUUCCUGUAAUUUUAUUUUUUUAUUACAUUUCAGAAAUCACAACUAGUUAUUCAUUUAGUUGCAGGUUAUGUGAAGUUAGUAUUUUAUAUUUAAUUCACUAUUUAUAUUUUUACAUAAAAGAGCCUUAAAAUAAAAAUUUGUUUGUAAGAAAAAUCAGUCAUUUUUGCAACACACACAUAAUUUAAGUAAUUUAACCUAUUUUAGAAGUUUUCCUUGUUAAGUUCAUCAAACAUUAAUAAUUUCAAAAGAGGAUUUUGCUGUACCUUAACGGUAGUGUGCUGUAUUUUGUACUCUGAACAGAAAUUAAAUUUGGACAUUUAAUUGAAUGUGUCUAUUGUGAGUGAUUUGUGGGAAAAUGUUAUGACUUAUCUUAUCUAUCAUGUUUAAGUUAACAGUUUGUGUGCUUUGUGCAAAAAUAUUUUUUUUAAUAUAAUUUUUUUUCUUAUAACCAGUAUGUUUAAUUUUUUUAAAUUUAUUCUUCAUAUUUGUAGCAACUUUAGUGAAGUUUAAAACAUUAUUUAAAUUAGUGUCUAAAAAGUUUUUAAAUGUUGUAAUAUAUUAUUAUUUUUAUACAGAGGUUUUGUAAGGUAGUUGUACACAUUACGAGUGCCUUUUAAUUUUAUGGUUGUCAGAUUUAAUAAGUUACUUUUUAUUUUUAAGUGAUUAUUGUGUACUAUAAUGUUAAGAAUAAAACAGAAAAAUGUUGAUAUUUAAA